Aspergillus pseudonomiae is the source of this 1353-nucleotide messenger RNA. Its product is annotated as secretory lipase-domain-containing protein. Gene Ontology annotation, molecular function: triacylglycerol lipase activity. The record is from RefSeq and is a predicted model, not a curated record. Lineage: Eukaryota; Fungi; Ascomycota; Eurotiomycetes; Eurotiales; Aspergillaceae. The coding region runs from base 1 to 1353 and encodes 450 amino acids. The transcript is spliced from 2 exons. Gene Ontology annotation, biological process: lipid catabolic process.
AUGCGCUGGCUUCCCCUGUUCGCCAUCGUCGCGGCCGAUAUCUGGUCUGUUGUGACAGCCAAACCUCUUCUGCCAACAGACGACCCCUGGUAUGACCAGCCAGCGAACAUUGCCUCCUACGCGCCUGGCCAGACGAUCCGUUCUCGCGAAUUACCGAGCAAGUUGGCACCCUCCAUCCCCCUCCCAGUCGAUGUGUCGGUUGAAUCUGUACAUCAGUAUCUGUUCCGGACCACGGACAGUCUGGGAAACCCAAUCGCCGCAGUGAAUACGCUGAUCCAGCCCCGUAAUGCGGAUCCCUCAAAGCUACUUGCGUACGCGCUAUUCUAUGACUCCUCCAACCCGGCCUGCGAGCCCUCCUAUGUCCUUCGGCCAGACUCGGAUUCUGGUCUUGUCGGAAUUCUCUCUCCUAACAGCACUCUAACGCCAGAUGCUGCGGUUUUGACCGCAUCCCUGAAUCAAGGCUGGUGGGUCGUGACCACAGACUACGAAGGAGUGAACGCCCACUUCUCGGCCGGUGUGAUCUCCGGCCAGGCAACCUUGGACGGUGUUCGCGGGGCUCUCAUUGAAGCCCCCAAGCUCGGUCUGUCAAAGGACGCUCGCUACGCCAUGUGGGGAUACUCUGGCGGUUCGAUCGCCGUCAACUACGCGGCAGAGUUGCAGCCAACCUACGCACCGGAACUGAACUUCGCCGGUGCCGCCGCGGGAGGCAACAUCGCCAAUCUGAGCUCUACUCUACAAAGGGUCACGGGCGGGCCGUUCGCUGGACUUGCUUUCGGCUCGAUUGACGGUCUGUCCAAGGCUUAUCCGAAUGUCUCCGAGUGGCUCGACCGGUCCCUUGUUCCCGAGAAGCGAGCUGAAUUCAAGAAUAUUGCCAGCAGCUGCCUGAUCGGUGAGGGUACUCAAGGGUUCCUCAAGGAUGUCUACUCAUUCUUCGUGAACGGCGAGGAGUCUUUCAAUGAGGACGUCCCUCAGGAUGUGAUGCGUCUCGCCGGACAGAUGGGUGUGCGCGGGACCCCCAAGAUGCCCAUGUACAUCUAUAAGCCCGUCCAUGAUGAGAUCAGCCCCGGGGCAGACACUGAUGAGCUGGUUGACACUUACUGCGCGAAUGGUGCCACUGUUGAGUACGACCGCGAUCUGGUCGGUGGACAUGGUAGCUUAUGGGUGACUGGAACUACCAAUGCCAUGGGAUGGAUCGCCGAUCGCCUUGAUGGGAAGCCGGUUUCCCAUCCUGGAGCAUGCACGAAGCAGGAUGUGAUUCUGUCGGAUCUGAAUCCGGACAUGUUCCACUUCUUUGGAAAUCAAGUGUGGUCGCUGCUGAAGUGGACUUUGGGUGGCUUCUUGGGACCCCGGUGA